UUGACCAAAACCACUCAUUAAAACAGCUGAUUUUCCGCACACACAAUGCGGCUUAUUUUUUUCAUGUAUUUCUGGUGAUAAGUAAGAGGAAAUUGUUGGACUACGUGCCGUUAUUGCUUGCUUUGCGUCGUUACUAUUAAUUAACACCAAACGCCGCGGCUUUUAUACGGAUGUAAGUGUUGAUAAUCGUAAUCGACGGUACAAAUCAUGAACAAAAUUGCAAGGCUGAUAUUUCGGGUUUGUGUAACUGCCGGUAAUCUUAGAAUCUCGUUACCAAAUACAACCAGGUUUUUUUACACCCCACAUACUUCGUUCUCUUACGCUUCAUACUCAAAAGAUUACAGAUCAAACCGUGAGCCGUCGAUUAGAGGCAGCGAAAGCGAUGUGGUUUUACAGGCCUUAGCCACGGUGCGAACAAAGGAUGAAAUAUUUGAAAUUGUUACCACAUAUCGUCCGCUGUUGAAGAUUGAACACUCGUUGGCAGCUUUCAAGAUAUUGGAUACUAUGCACAGGCAGAAGAGCAAUGCUGAUUUGACAAUUGUAGAGAAGGCGGAAUUUCUUGAGCUUUGUAAAGUUCUGUUAAACGAUAUCAAUUCCCUGGACGGAAACGAAGCUGUGUACAUUUUGAAGACCCUUACGUACCUUGGCGUUUCAAAUACCAGUUUGAUAUCUCAAUCUCUUCUUCAAGUAAUCAGACAAUCCCUGAACGAUCUGUCCUUUCAUCGUCUGUUGGAACUUGAAUACCAAUUGGAACAUUUCAAGAGCAGUCCGUUGUCAGAUGCUCUUAAAAUUGCGGUGCCAGCAUUAUGUGAAAUUCAACUGCAGAAUAAUAUGUUAGAUAAAGAGAAUAUUGGCGCGUUGAUGUCCGCGCUUGUAUUCUUACGCAAUAAAUCUGGUCAUCAUGAACUGAUAGCAAAUGUUGUAGAUUCGAUACGGAAAAUAGGACAGGACAUGAAGGUUUCAUACGCAAGUAAAAUAUUCAAAUAUAUGUGCGAUCUGCAGUAUCUUCCACCUGGAUACGAAGAAGUAGUUCGAAAUGUACAACAAAUUCUCAUACGUUACAUGAACUUUGUUUGUAUUCAUGAUAUCGAACUUAUUCUUGGCAAAAUGUAUAAACAGAUGGUAUUCUUUGAGAAUAAGACUUUUUAUAAUGAGGAGCUUGUAGACGCUUGUGCAAGAGCUUGCAUUGCCAGAAAUAUUGAAUUUGAAAAAGGAGUCACCAUACUGAAAGUAUUGUCCAAUAUAGGCCACACACAAAUACGAUUAAUCGAUUAUGUCGCUGCUGAAUGCUAUCAAAACCCUGUUGUUUUGAGUAAAUGUAGCGAAAUUAACAUCCGAGUUUUGGUUAUAGCCCUGGCUACCGCCGAUUACAAACCAAUCUUCUGGGAGACUAUGCAAGAGAUCAUAUCAAAGAUUGUCGACAAGGAUCAGUUUAUAUCAUCGGCCUUACUUUUGGAUUUUGCCGUUAGUAUGGCGGUACUCGAUUGCUAUAAUCCACGAGUAAUAAAAGAAAUAUUCAGCGAAAAUUUUCUGUCAACAGAAAUGUUGAAAAAUGAAACGCAGACUAGUUGGAAUUUAUUACUAUUAUAUCAAAGUAUACAGACACUCUGUUCUACCCCAGUUGGAAAAUCUCCACCUGAACGUCUACUCGAAACUGCCAUAUGUUACAAUACAGCAUCCGUCAAAAAUUCCUCUCUGUUACCUGCUUUAGAACAAGCUAUGGGUGGUUCGCAAUUUGUUACAUCUAACCUGAGGACUAAGCUUGGGCAUUAUAUUGAUCACGUUAUAAUGGUGAAAGAUGGACACCCACUUGCGUUGAAUUUUCUACAAGAGGCACAAGAAUACAAACUUGUAACGCACAUAGAAGAAAUUGUACCUCCUGCUGAAAGCCAAGUGAUCAUGGUGAUCAAUUUGCCUGACCAUGCAUACGCCAUUAAUUCUCGUCGCCUAAAAGGACCUUGGUCAUUGAUGCUCAAAACUUUGGAGAAACAUACAGGACACGCGGUUAUUCCCAUAAGUUCACUAAUGUGGAAUGAUCUCAUGGAUUACGAGAAAAUUCCCUAUCUUAUGCAAGCUAUUCGCCUAAAGUGCGACAAAGUGUCGACAUCAACAAACGUGUGAUAAGUAGCAUGAGUUUCUAUUAACAUUCAAUUUUAUUAAAUAACAGAAUCAAAAUGAACUGACGCUAUUACCGGAUGUAGGUUUCAAAAACUCUGAACUGUGUUUAGAAACGUAAAUAAGAUACUCCAGUUGUUUCUGCUCGUAAAGAAAGAUUUUAUUUUACUUUUGCUACGUCUAAUUUGUUUACACCAAAAUGAGUUUUCAUCUUAGUUAUAGAGAAUGUAAAUAAAAGUAUUUAUUGAUAACAAA
Molecule: messenger RNA, 2370 nt
Organism: Neodiprion fabricii
Lineage: Eukaryota; Metazoa; Arthropoda; Insecta; Hymenoptera; Diprionidae
Exons: 5
Coding region: 208-2121 (637 amino acids)
Biological process (GO): regulation of mitochondrial mRNA stability
Source: RefSeq, a predicted model, not a curated record